CAGCCAUGGCAUCUAUUCCGAAGUUUCUGCUGCUCCUGCUGUGCACUUAUCUUCACACUCUCGUUGCUCACGGAGGGGACAAUCUUCGCAGCUACAAGGUUCUGCACGCUGGCUCUCUCAAAUCUGCCACCGUCAACUGCUCCCAGCCCAAAGCAGUGAGUUCAUCAUCCGGCGGCGUCACGGUGCCGUUGCACCACCGGCACGGCCCGUGCUCCCCCGUGCCCUCCACGGAGGCGCCGACCUUGGAGGAGAUGCUCCGUCGUGACCAGUUCCGGGCCGCCUACAUCACACGGAAGUACUCCGGCGUCAUGGGUGGCGCGGGUGACGUGGAGCAAUCGGACGUUACCGUGCCGACCACGCUGGGCACCUCCCUGGGCACACUGGAGUACUUGAUCACCGUCGGCAUCGGCUCGCCGGCCAUGACCCAGACCAUGCUCAUCGACACUGGCAGCGACGUGUCCUGGGUGCAGUGCAAGCCGUGCUCGCAGUGCCACACCCAGGCCGACUCGCUCUUCGACCCCAGCUCGUCGAGCACCUACUCCGCGUUCCCCUGCAGCUCCUCCGCCUGCACGCAGCUCCGUCAGAGCCAGCAGGGGAACGGCUGCUCCUCCGGCUCCCAGUGCCAGUACAUUGUCAAAUAUGGCGACGGUUCGAGCGGGACCGGGACCUACAGCUCCGACAAGCUCACGCUGGGCUCGAGCUCCGUCAGCUACUUCCAGUUCGGAUGCAGCCAGUCUGAGUCAGGCAAUCUUCUCGAAGACCAGACCGAUGGGCUCAUGGGGCUCGGCGGCGGCGCUCAGUCGCUCGCCACCCAGACCGCGGGGACCUUAGGCAAGGCCUUCUCGUACUGCCUCCCACCGACUCCGGACUCGUCUGGGUUCCUCACCCUCGGCGCAGCAACCUCGGGUUUCGCCAAGACACAGAUGCUGAGGAGCAGUGCCCCGGCCUACUACGGUGUGCUCCUUGAGGCCAUCAGGGUAGGAGGCAGGCAGCUCAACAUACCCGCCUCGGUCUUCUCCGCCAAGUCGAUCAUGGACUCCGGCACAAUCAUCACGCGGCUGCCGCCGACCGCGUACUCUGCGCUGUCGGCGGCGUUCAAGGCCGGCAUGAAGCAGUACCCGCCGGCGCAGCCCAUGGGCAUCUUCGACACAUGCUUCAACUUCAGCGGCCAGUCCCCCAUCAACAUACCGAGCGUCGCACUAGUGUUCUCCGGGGGUGUCGUCGUCGACCUCGCCACCGACGGGAUCAUUCUGGACAGCUGCCUCGCCUUCGCGGCCAACAGCGAUGACAGCUCCCUUGGCAUCAUCGGCAACGUGCAGCAGCGGACGAUCGAGGUGCUCUACGACGUCGGCGGCGGCGCCGUGGGGUUCAAGGCUGGCGCAUGCUGAUCGGCGCGCACAAGGAGACCGUUGAUACUAUUGGGGUCACCAGCUCGUUGUAUACUUGUUUGCUGCAGCGAGCUAUAGUAAAAGUGACAUAGUACGUGAAGUGGGGCCAAAGCAUCAGCGCUAUAGACCUAUAGUACUUCAACUGUCGUUGCAACGUGACGCAAGCGUGCAAACUAGGAGUACCAACCAAAACAUACUUGUAACUAUUUUCGGGUAGGGAAAAAGUCUCAAAAUAAACCUUGAACUUCAAAUCCCUGAAAUUAGCACCCCGCACUAGUAGAAAAA
Molecule: messenger RNA, 1673 nt
Organism: Aegilops tauschii subsp. strangulata
Lineage: Eukaryota; Viridiplantae; Streptophyta; Magnoliopsida; Poales; Poaceae
Product: aspartyl protease family protein At5g10770
Biological process (GO): proteolysis
Molecular function (GO): aspartic-type endopeptidase activity
Source: RefSeq, a predicted model, not a curated record